AUGGAAAAACAAGCAACUGUCUACGUCGUCGAUUUAGGCAAAUCCCUGGGAGACUGUCACCAUGGACGCGUGGAAACCGACCUCGAAUAUGGUAUGCGAUAUGUCUGGGAUAAAAUCACGUUGACGAUGUCUACUGAUCGCAAAACUGAUGGGAUUGGUAUUGUUGGUUUUCGUACUGAUGAAACGGAUAAUGAAUUGCAUAGUGGUGGAGAAGAGGGGUAUGCGAACAUAUCUGUAUUGAAGCAUCUUGGUCAAUUUCAGAUGCAACAAUUGGAGGAAGUGAAAGAGGCUGUCAAACCUAGUAGUACUGAUGAUGGAGACGCCAUAUCGGCGAUUGUUGUUGCGAUGGAAAUGAUUAAAAAGCAUACUACGCUGAAGAGUGGAAAGCCAGGCAAGUAUGCCAGGAAGAUCGUUUUGAUUACGGAUGGCAAUGGAUUUAUGAACGGCGAGGAGCUUGAUGAUAUUGCAAAGGAAGUCAACAACAAUGAUAUUAGACUAGUCGUCAUAGGAGUCGACUUUGAUGAUGCAGAGUAUGGGUUUAAAGAGGAAGACAAAGAUCUGGUCAAGUCUGAAAAUGAAAAACUACUCAGAUCUUUCACAGAGAAAUGUUCGGACGGAACUUUUGGUACCACAGCUGAAGCAAUUGAAGCCCUCGCAACACCUGUAGUCAAAGUCACAAGAGAGUAUAAUACUUACACAGGACCACUCACUCUAGGAGAUGUGAAGAAAUAUCCCGAAACAGCUGUAUCGAUAGAUGUUGCUCGAUAUUUUAAAACAAAACAAGCCAAACCUGUUUCCGCAAAGAGUUUCGUUGAUCGAGUGACAGAUGAACCGAUCGAUGUCGACCUAACAGACGCUGAUCAUCUUACCUCAGUCACACAAGCAAGGACUUAUAAAGUCAAUGAUCCAACCGCACCGGGUGGUAAGAGAGAUGUCGAAAAAGAUGCUCUGGAAAGGGGCUACGAUUAUGGCAGCACUAUUGUUCCUAUUAGUCAAUCGGAUGAAAGUGUUACAAAACUUCAGACAAUAAAGGACUUCUCGAUUAUGGGAUUUGUGCCAAACGAUUACGAGAGAUAUCUCAACAUGGGAGAAAGUUGCAUCACUAUUGCUCAAAAGACAAACGAGAAGGCAAGAAUGGCAUUGUCGUCUCUCAUCCGUGCUCUCCAUGAGCUCGACUCGUGUGCUGUGGCUAGAAUAGUCAAGAAAGAUGGAUCAGACCCACUAAUUGUACUUCUUGCUCCCCUCAUAGAACCUGGUCUAGAGGGACUCAUUGAUGUGCCCCUUCCAUUUGCAGAAGAUGUACGGACUUAUCGUUUUGCACCUCUUGACAAGGUUCUCAAUAGCUCUGGUGGCAUCAUGGAGAAGCACAAAAACCUUCCGAGUAACGACUUGAAAGCUGCGAUGAGUGAAUUUGUUGAUAGUAUGGAUCUAUCAACAGCCGGGAAGGAUGAUGACGGUGAAGCAGCGGAAUAUAUGGCCAUCGAGGACACCUACUCUCCUGUCCUUCAUCGUAUCAAUCAAGCUAUACGCAGACGUGCUGUCAAGCCAGAUGAAGGCAUACCUCCCCCUCCAGAUGUUCUAACAAAAUGGUCACAUCCUCCCACUGAGCUUGUCAAAAAAUCAAGUAGCCAGCUUGAGAAGCUAAUCGAAGCAGCCGAUGUCAAGAAAGUUCCUGCCACAGCCAAAGCCAAACGUAAUAGAGAAGUCGUCAAACCUCUUUCAGGUCUCGAUGUAGAAGCUCUCCUCGGCCGAGAAAAACGUCAAAAAAUCACCGUAGAGAACGCCAUCCCAGAAUUCAAACGAGCCCUUUCAAGCACUGAUUCCACAGAUAGCGUCGUCAAAGUUACUCGAGAAAUGGGCGAUACUGUUCGUACACUGCUCAAACGAAGUACCGGGAAUUCUACCUGGGACCAAGCUGGAGAGUAUUUGAGGACUAUGAGAACUGAACUUAUUGAACUCAUUGAACCGAACAUCUACAAUAAUUUCAUUGAGAAAUUCAAGAAGCAACUCCAAAAUGGAGAUUUUGAUAAGUCGUUUUGGUUCGACGUUGUGAGGAAGAAUAAAUUGGGUUUGAUUCAUGGGGGUGAAGCAGAUAAUACCGAGAAGACCGAGGAUGAGGCUAGACAGUUCUACCACUUGAAUACUGGAGAGCUACCUAAUCGCGGAAAGAUAUGA
This is a messenger RNA of Botrytis deweyae, 2175 nucleotides long. RefSeq lists its product as uncharacterized. Gene Ontology annotation, biological process: cellular response to gamma radiation; cellular response to X-ray; DNA recombination. Lineage: Eukaryota; Fungi; Ascomycota; Leotiomycetes; Helotiales; Sclerotiniaceae. Gene Ontology annotation, cellular component: nucleus; Ku70:Ku80 complex. Gene Ontology annotation, molecular function: double-stranded DNA binding; damaged DNA binding; telomeric repeat DNA binding. The transcript has 7 exons. Bases 1 to 2175 code for a protein of 724 amino acids. The record is from RefSeq and is a predicted model, not a curated record.